Molecule: messenger RNA, 609 nt
Organism: Penicillium odoratum
Lineage: Eukaryota; Fungi; Ascomycota; Eurotiomycetes; Eurotiales; Aspergillaceae
Product: LURP-one-related/scramblase family protein
Exons: 2
Coding region: 1-609 (202 amino acids)
Source: RefSeq, a predicted model, not a curated record
AUGGGUAUCCUGGGUCACCACGCUCUCACCCCUGUGGCCGAGCCCAUCGCUCUGUUCGAGCAAUUUGUCUCCACCGAGCCACAGACCUUAGUCCUGAAAGAAAAGGUACUCUCCGUCUCCGGAGACAGCUUCGAAGUCAAACUAGCAAAUGGCGACACGUUGAUUAAAGUACACGGAGCCUGGGUAUCGCUUUCUGGCCGUAAGAAGGUCGAGGAUGCCCACGGCAAACACUUGUUUGAUAUUGUCAAGGAGCAUCUGCAUCUCCACACGACCUUUGCGCUCGAAGAUACCCAUCGCAAGAAGAUUUGUGAGAUCAAGAGUAAUCUUACACUGGUCGGUUCCAAGGCUACCGCCACUUUCACUGAUCAUAACGACCACGCAAAGACUUUCUAUAUGAAAGGAGGCUGGUUUGAUCACAGUGCAGAUAUUGUUGAUCACAAAACUGGUCAGACGGUGGCUCGCAUUGAUCGGAAGCUGCUUACUGGCCGCGACCUUAUCUUUGGUCAGCAGACCUAUGCUGUCAUUGUGGCACCUGGCGUAGAUGCAGCGCUGAUUGCCGCCUUGUGCAUAUGUUUUGAUGAGAAGAACAAUGAGGAGCGUGGCGAGUAA